This is a messenger RNA of Suillus plorans, 1796 nucleotides long. RefSeq lists its product as uncharacterized. The record is from RefSeq and is a predicted model, not a curated record. The transcript has 3 exons. Lineage: Eukaryota; Fungi; Basidiomycota; Agaricomycetes; Boletales; Suillaceae. The coding region runs from base 154 to 1452 and encodes 432 amino acids.
ACCUCGUUUUCUUUAUGUCUUCGCACCUUUAGGGUUGCAACGGAUGUACCCAACAAAUUAUAUAUAUAAGCUUUCCUGCUCACAGAAUUGGCGUGAACUUCAUCAGACUUCGUCCUCCUCGUCCAUACCCAGCCGCCCCCUGACCUCUACGCCAUGUUACACUCUCCAAGCCCUCUACUCCGGCAGCCAAAUUUUCGGCAGCACCAUAUACAGAGCGCUCAACUCGGUCCAUCUCUUUCCCAGUCAAACACGUCGGAUUGGGUCUCAGGCUUCUUAGAAAGAUCAUCCAUCUACGACGCAUACGAUAUACAGAGCGGUAGAUGUUCUCUCCAAGAUAGCGGCCCAUCGACAACGUCGGCCCUACGUGCCAUGGUCACCGGACCACCUAUAUCUUUAGAUAUACCCCCAUCUUUAGCUAACUUUCGUACCAUCGCCGGCGGCCAUACCUCAUGUGAGUGGUCCGACGCACUGCCUUUAUUCUACCAGCAACAACUACACUACCCAUACCCUGCAUGCGAUAAAAGCCCGUCGUCAUCACAUUUUUCUUCCUCAUCGCACUCUUACUGUAUUGACCUUCCAACUUCGUCCAACAUGGUUCUUCCGUCUCAUUCAACAUCGCCGCCGCUCCCACCUGCCCUGGCAUUACCGGGGCCUUCCACCACCCCUGCAGAGAUAACACAAUCCAUUCGCACUGCAUGUGCAAGCUCUUCCAGGUCAGCGUCAUCACGCAACACAAAGAGUGAAGGCUCAGGCCCAAGACCACGGGAGAAGAAGCAUGCCUGCUGGAUGUGCGAGAAGUCCUUUGAUAGGCCCUCCACGUUGAGAAAGCAUUUGCUCGUGCACACAGGAGAAAAAGCAUUCGUGUGUGACACCUGUGGCCGUCGUUUUGGCGUUGCGUCUAAUCUUAACCGUCACGUUAAGCGGUGCAUUCUUAAGCCCGUAAACACUGCGAAUCGCACGAGCCAGAUGACAUCUAGUGACUCCGCUGGGACGUCACAGGAAGUCGCAUCCGUCCUGCCGCCGUCCGCUGCCGCCUCGAGUGCUGCCGCAUCAUCAGAUUCUGAUCCACGACCAAACAAGCGUACUCGUGAUGAACCGGCUACGUCACCAUCAGAACAGCCCAAGGCGUCCGCGAAGAGGCGACGUCGUGCUCCGUCCCCGUCGCAAUGGAUACCGACUUCCCUUCUUCCAUUCAAUCUCUUCCCCGUAGAGUCUACAAAGGCGACUACCGUCCCACUCCCACCUGUUACGGCAGUCAAAGAUGAGGUAUCCAACGAGUGGGUCGAGGAGCGCAACUCAUGGGAUGAGACUGUUGGCCUCACACCAUACCACCCAUGUGGGUGGAAAGGUACCCUCCCGGGCCCAGCCGUAGGGUUCGGCGGCAAAGAUGUAGGGAACGUCGGCCUCGUGAAUGGAGGAACGUACGUUAUGGGAAGACUCGUCAUGGUCUAAUCAUGUUGCCAUCUGCCGUGUUCUUCCCUGGAUUCUUGACUUUCUCGCUCACGCUGAGAGGUUUCUUGACAUUCUUGCAGGCUUAUUUGGACUUCCUUGGUUUUGGUUCCGCCCCAGCAUUUAUUCCUGAUACAUCACCUAGUACCCGCCAGCUUUACAUCUGGCCUCAUCACUAUUUGCUUGUUUUUUUUGGCCCGUUAGGGGUUUUUGAAAUGCUGGUCAUCUGCAUCUAAAUUACGACUGUUCCGAGUACGUACUGUAACGUUAGCUUGUUAUGAGAUUUGUGCCUGUAUCAAGUAUUAUCCUGACGAUAAUCUAUCCUGCUGUUGUUAUUCGCCAGUCGA